AUCUUCAACAGAGCUCAGUUUAAUUUUACACUUAAAGUUAACUCACAUAAACGCAACUAAAACACAAAAAAGCUACACCAACAUGUCUCUAGAACGUCAAGUCAAAGCCAAGCUCGCUGCUAAGCGUAACCCAGAACAAGACAAGGAAGCCCAGAAAUGGAUAGAAGAUGUAUUGGGCAAAAAAUUCCCUGCUGGACAAUUGUACGAAGAUGUGCUCCGCGAUGGUGUCAUUCUCUGCGAGCUCAUCAACAAGCUUGCCCCUGGAUCUGUACCAAAAGUUAACACUUCCGGCGGUCAAUUCAAAUUCAUGGAGAACAUCAAUAACUUCCAAGAAGCUAUCAAACGCUACGGAGUUCAUGACGUUGAUGUAUUCCAAACCGUUGAUUUGUACGAAAAGAAGGAUAUUGCCCAGGUGACGAACACCCUAUUCGCUAUCGGCAGAGCAACCUAUAAACAUCCCGAAUAUAAGGGCCCAAGACUUGGACCAAAACCAGCUGACGAACAUCACCCAGAGUUCACAGAAGAACAAUUGAAAUCUGGUCAAACCGUAAUCGGUCUUCAAGCAGGUACCAACAAGGGAGCUUCCCAAGCCGGCCAGAACAUGGGCGCAGGCAGGAAAAUCAUCCUUGGAAAGUAAUUGCGAUAAUUACCGAAGGAUAAAGGACAUUUACCCAAUUAUUAUAUAACUUAUUUUAUACAUACUUGUACGUUUAGAAAGUAUAUUUUUUAUUAAUAUGGAUGUAAUGUAAGCGAUCGCCUAUCAAAUAAAUAAUUUUUAUUUA
This is a messenger RNA of Agrilus planipennis (emerald ash borer), 782 nucleotides long. RefSeq names its product muscle-specific protein 20 (gene Mp20). The record is from RefSeq and is a predicted model, not a curated record. Bases 83 to 637 code for a protein of 184 amino acids. Gene Ontology annotation, molecular function: protein binding. Lineage: Eukaryota; Metazoa; Arthropoda; Insecta; Coleoptera; Buprestidae. The transcript is spliced from 3 exons.